Molecule: messenger RNA, 651 nt
Organism: Caenorhabditis remanei
Lineage: Eukaryota; Metazoa; Nematoda; Chromadorea; Rhabditida; Rhabditidae
Exons: 6
Coding region: 1-651 (216 amino acids)
Biological process (GO): protein deubiquitination; ubiquitin-dependent protein catabolic process
Cellular component (GO): cytoplasm
Molecular function (GO): cysteine-type deubiquitinase activity
Source: RefSeq, a predicted model, not a curated record
AUGGCCGCAUCGUGGACUCCGCUUGAAUCCAAUCCAAGUGUCAUCAAUCCGAUGAUCGAAAAAAUGGGAGUGAGUGGCGUCAAGACGGUCGAUGUACUGUUCUUCGAAGACGAAUCUAUCGGAAAACCGCAGUAUGCUGUCCUUCUUUGCUUCCCGGAAUACAAGAAGGUCGAUGAAAUCAUGAAGCCGAUUUACGAGCAAGCGAAACCAGCGGACGAUUCCGUUUUCUUCAUGAAACAAAAAAUCUCCAACGCAUGUGGAACCUUCGCACUCUUCCACUCGCUCGCUAAUCUCGAGGGCCGCAUCAAUUUGGGAGAUGGUUCGUUCGCUAAAUGGCUCGUCGAGGCGAAGAAAGUUGGAGUUGAGGAACGCUCGGAUCUGCUUGCCAACAAUACCGAACUGGCUGGAAUUCAUGAUGCGGCUGCGACCGGCGGACAAACCGCUCCAACUGGCAAAGUCGAGCAUCAUUUCAUCUGCUACGUCGGAAAGAACGGAACUCUUUACGAGAUUGAUUCCCGUCGGCCAUUUGCUCGUGAAAUCGGAACGACUUCCGAUGAAACUCUCGUGAAGGAUGCCGGAGCAGCGUGUCAACAUCUCAUCGAGAAACUCGACAAUGUCAGCUUCUCUGCGAUCGCUCUCGUCGAUCAAUAA